Elaeis guineensis (African oil palm) is the source of this 1257-nucleotide messenger RNA. Its product is annotated as probable protein-S-isoprenylcysteine O-methyltransferase. Gene Ontology annotation, biological process: C-terminal protein methylation. The record is from RefSeq and is a predicted model, not a curated record. NCBI's taxonomy places the organism in Eukaryota, Viridiplantae, Streptophyta, Magnoliopsida, Arecales, Arecaceae. Gene Ontology annotation, molecular function: protein C-terminal S-isoprenylcysteine carboxyl O-methyltransferase activity. Gene Ontology annotation, cellular component: endoplasmic reticulum; membrane.
CCUUUACCGCGGAAAAUAAAACGGGCCAAGAUCGGCAAAUAUCUUGAAACCGAAAUCCUCGAUUAGCGUUGAAGACGGGGGUGGAGCGAUCCGAUCUCCGGCGAAAAGAGCGGAGAUGGCACUGAGCUUAGCCGCGCGCAUCCAGCUAUUGCGAUUCCUCGUCGCGGUUGUCUUCUUCCAUGGCUCCGAGUACUUCCUCGCCGUCGCCAUCCACGGCCGCUCCAGGGUAUCCUUGGGCUCACUUCUGAUUAGCAAGCAGUAUGCUUUUGCGAUGAUUUGUGCACUGCUAGAGUACAAGAUAGAGCUAGUCUUCUUUCCAGAAUUGAAGGAGAAUUGGUGGAUGAGCAACAUUGGCCUUGUGAUGGUAAUAAUAGGGGAGAUCAUACGGAAAGCUGCUAUUUUAACAGCUCGCCGUGCCUUUACACAUACCAUCAGAGUUUAUCAUGAAAAUCACCAUCAGUUGAUCACUCAUGGAAUUUAUAGAUUCAUGCGCCAUCCAGGGUAUUGUGGGUUUUUUAUCUGGGCAACUGGAACUCAACUUAUGCUCUGCAAUCCCAUAUGCAUAGUAGCCUUUACCAUGGUCACCUGGCGGUUCUUUUAUAGGAGGAUACGAUUUGAAGAGUUCUUCUUGAGGCAGUUUUUUCGCUCCCGAUAUGUGGAGUAUGCACGACAAGUUCCUUCUGGACUUCCUUUCAUAAAAUGAGCAGCUGUAUUGACUUCGUAACAAAUGGCAAAACGUCUGUAGCUGCAUCAACUUGUUUGCUGACUGGCUGUCCAAAGGAACGCAGGAAAACACGUUCAAGGCACCGACCAAUUGAUCUACGCAGUAAAUUUUGGCAUACUUAACCGGCAAAAUAAUGGUGGUAAGUUGUGAAAAAUUGGUGUCUUGUUUUUGGAUCCUUGGUCUUAGAGAGGAGCUGCCAGGUCUGAGCAGUGGCUGCAGAUGCUUGAUUAGUGCCCUAAACAAUAUGACAGGCUUUUCAUCCAGCACGGCAGCAGUCAUUUUGUUUUUGUGUAAAGUGAGUUACCAAAUUUAGUUUUCUGAAAUUCUGUUAUGUGCCUGCUGUGGGGUUAUUAGAACUUCCGGUGGUAGCUGCCAGAAUUGAGAGAGAUUUCAUAAUCGUUUGGUUCUCUCUAUGUGAUUUGAAGACUGCUGGUGUUCGAUUCUAUUCAAAGAAAAAAAAAGACUUGUAUUCGAUGUCCGUAUCUCAUUUGAUAGGAAAUCGGAGGUAAUAAAAAUUAAAAGGGUUUCUGAAG